Molecule: messenger RNA, 1651 nt
Organism: Eucalyptus grandis
Lineage: Eukaryota; Viridiplantae; Streptophyta; Magnoliopsida; Myrtales; Myrtaceae
Product: transcription factor MYB4
Exons: 3
Coding region: 159-1325 (388 amino acids)
Source: RefSeq, a predicted model, not a curated record
CUCUCUCUCUCUCUCUCUCUCUCUCUCUCUCUGAAUUAGGCACAUUUUGCUAACUUCAAAGAGCACCAAAACAUUACACUCACCCAUAUAUAGAGAGAGACGGUGUGUGUGUGAAGAGUGUGUGUAGAGAGAGAGAGAGGAGAGAGACAGAGAGAGAGAUGGGAAGAGCUCCAUGUUGUGAGAAAGUGGGGUUGAAGAGGGGGAGAUGGACAGCAGAAGAAGACGAAAUCUUGACCAACUACAUUCAAGCCCAUGGUGAAGGCUCUUGGAGAUCUCUCCCCAAGAAUGCAGGUUUACUGCGGUGUGGCAAGAGUUGCAGACUGAGAUGGAUCAACUACUUGAGGUCUGACUUGAAAAGGGGGAACAUCACUGCUGAAGAAGAAAAACUCAUCGUACAAUUGCAUGCCACUUUGGGUAAUCGGUGGUCUCUGAUAGCCGGGCACUUGCCGGGGCGGACCGAUAAUGAGAUCAAGAACUACUGGAACUCCCAUUUGAGCCGGAAAAUUUAUGUCGCACGGCCAUCCACAUCAGCAAGGGUCGAGCCCUCGUUACCUACCCCCAUGAAUGCCGUCAAGAUAGCUGGCACAGGCAAGCGGAGAGGAAGGACAAGCAGGUCAAGCAUGAGAAAGAGCAGCUUCACAUCAAUGCCACCGGAGAGGCCCAACCACAGUACUGUUCCUAAAAGUGAGAAAGGCAAAGAAGCACAAGCACCCAUUAAAGGGCAAGUUGGGGGAAGCCAAGUCAUGAGCUCAGAGCCCUCAUGGGUCCCAAACAAGAAAACAGCAGCACAGGAGAGCAACAAGGAUGUUGUUCACGGCUCUCGUAUCGACACGGACGCUGGCCUCAAUAAUGAAGUAGCGGCAGAGGCCGAGGGGCUUUUCUUGGGACCAUGUGAGUGGGUAGACAGGGAAAUAAUGAGACUUAAUUGUAUGCUGCACAUUGAGGAUGCUGGUGCUCUGAAAUUGGAGGGUGAGAAUGGGGUGGUGGGUCGCUUUGAGGAGAGCGAGAACGAGUUCGCGGUGAUGGAGAAGUUGAUGCCGGUAACGGAGGAGACAGAGAGCAGCAUUUGGAGCUCGAAAUCGAAUGCCGAGAGCAGUACCGGGGAGUGGUACGUUUCCUCUUCGUCAAUGAACAACAAUAAGUACAAUAACGACUCGGGGUUCGAUGAAUGGUUCGAUUGGGAUUGGGCAGGCGGAGUCGGUUGCGGCGAUAAUCAGUGGGAAAAUGAAGAUAAAACGUUGUCCUGGUUAUGUGACAGCGGCAACGGUGAUGCAGAAAAUGCCAGUGAUAGUACCGCAGCGAUGAAAAGAGAGACAAUUAUGUGACCGAGUAGAAGAAGAAUGACAAGGCUUUGCUACUGAAAAGGUUUCCAGGAUUUCACUUCAAGGUCAAGAAUGUUUAUGAGGUUCAUCACCGUGAUCAUUUAGAAAAUUGCUUAGCGAUCACUCUGAGAGUCUGAUUCCUAACGUGUUACUUGUCAAAUAAUGAAACUGAUCAUACAAUCUUCUUUCCUCUAUCUAUUCCAGAUUAGGAUGAUGCAUAGGAAAUGAAAUUGCAAUCUCCGGAUGCAGAGGAAAUGAUUUUAAGUGUUUGAAAUUGUAUGAUUUGAGUAAUUCCCCCUGCCAACACUAACGAGUUUAUCUUUAAGGCA